Messenger RNA from Camelina sativa (false flax), 701 nucleotides. RefSeq names its product putative lipid-binding protein At4g00165. NCBI's taxonomy places the organism in Eukaryota, Viridiplantae, Streptophyta, Magnoliopsida, Brassicales, Brassicaceae. The record is from RefSeq and is a predicted model, not a curated record.
ACACAACCUCAUCGAAAGCAUCCACACACUACUUUCAUAUCCACAACAUAAAAUAAAAAAAAUGGCUUCACAGAGCUCAACCACCAUUUCCCUCGUCAUCAUCCUCCUCAUCAGCCUCGCAGAAGCAGACCUACUCAGCUCCCCUUCACCAACAAUGGACGACAACUUUGGUACUUGUCCCAGAGACCCAUUGCAACUACGCGUAUGUGCUAACGUCCUUGGCCUAGCCAAUGUCACAGCUGGAGACACCAGAGCACGAUCAUGUUGCACUGCCAUCAAUGGCCUCGCUAAUGUUCAAGUAGCCGAUUGUCUCUGCUUUAUCUUCAGGCCACUCCCUUUGGUUUUCGGUAUCGAUAAGGCCGUUAGAGAAAUCUUUUUUGCUUGCAAUAUGGUUUUUCUUAUCGGUUUUCAGUGUCCACCAUCAACAGUAACUUCACCUUAAUUCCCCCUAAUUAAGAUCCCUAUAUAUCAAGUAUUUCCUUGAACUAGAAGUUUGCUUGCACCACAAGUAUUAAUGGAUUACAUUGUUGAUCUGUGUUUCGUUGUUGAUUAGGACGUAAUAAGGGCUACUUAUGCUGACAAGAAAAAAGGACUGUUGAUGUCUGUAUGCAUAUAUAUGCAUAAUAAAUAUGCAUAUAGAUAUCUACUAAUGUUCACGAAGAAGAAUAAUAAAUAAAGUGCAAUACUUUUGUGUGUGUUUU